This is a messenger RNA of Ipomoea triloba (trilobed morning glory), 2925 nucleotides long. RefSeq lists its product as uncharacterized. The record is from RefSeq and is a predicted model, not a curated record. Lineage: Eukaryota; Viridiplantae; Streptophyta; Magnoliopsida; Solanales; Convolvulaceae. The coding region runs from base 1 to 2925 and encodes 974 amino acids. The transcript has a single exon.
AUGGCUAAAGGUCAUGGUUCGGAAGGAUCCACGCACCAACCAAAGACACAACCCGAACCAUCAAAACCGAAGGCCUCCAAACAUGAUAAAUUCUCAAAGCGCACCGAAUCCUCAUCCGAGGAAGAACCAGAAAAGUCCUCUAAAAAGCGCAAGGCAGGAAGUUUGGAAGCUGCCCAGAAGAAGAAGUUAAAGAAACACAAAUCUAAACGAUCUAAGAGUUCGGACGAGAAGGAUCCCACCGAAGUCUCUGAAGGUCGCAAGACUGAAGGGAAGCAAGCCGAAUCCUCCCAUGUAGAAGAGGUGAAGGCAUCAAAAGAGGUCACUAAGAAGAGGAAGGCCAAACAGCUUAAACGUCCGAAAAAGAAGCAAAUGACUGAUCAAGUUGACGAAGGAGAAGUGGAACAUGAAACCCGAUCAACUGCUGUCUUACCAGCAGAAGAGGAACCGAGGGAAGCUCAACUUGAAGAAUGUCACCGAGUUCUUCCUCCUCCUCUUGAUCUUUCCAGGGAAGAUACUGAUGAGGAAGAUCAAAUGCCUCUUACUAGGCUAUUGAAACCGACAACCCCUCAAAUCGAAUCACCCUCUGUACCAUCUGUCUUGGAGUCCUUACCACCUCCCGAGCCUUUGGUUACUGAACCUGAAAGUCCCAUUGCUCCCAUGCCCAGAACACAACAGCUGGUAAUCACUUUGCCACGUGAAAGAAAUGAGUCAGGCUUCGAAUCCACCAUGAUAGAAGAUGAAUCUGAGGGAGAUGAUACUGAAGUCUGUGAUCAAUCCUAUCGACCAAUGUCUGCGAUAGUUCAACGACAAAUCACAGAACAUUUGUCUCCUUCCAUGGCCCAUAUAAUGCUCGCUCUUGACUACAUUCAUCGACACCUCUUUUUGCAAUGGCCGCGUGUGUCAACUAUUCGGAUUGAAGAAAUUCCACCUGCAACAACCGAAUCUGAAAUUCCUGAAUCAGCCCAGCAACUUAUCCUCCAUCCUGAUUCCAUUACUCAACAGAUUAAUGCCGAUGCAGCCUUGGCUCAACAGUUGGCAUAUGAGGAAUCUGAGGCUGAAAUACCUCCUGCCGAAGCAUUCAUUGCUGAAUCUUCUCACGAGGACAUUUUGAGACAAGAACUCGCUCGAGUUUAUAACUGGCAGAGGUGGCAAAUGUCGAGUCUUCGAGUUAUUGCAAGUACAAUCAGCGAAAUGGCCGAAGAGGAAGAAUGGGCGCUGGACUGGAUGGGCACACGAUCUAUUUUUGACGCCACCAGACCCGAUGAAAUAGAAAGAGUUUUUGCUGAAAAACUACAAGGACGAACUACUCGGUUUGGCAAGACUGUGGUUUUGAAUGUUGGCUACCGAACUCCUCGGGAACGCCUUAUGCUAGAAGACAUGCAGAUUGCCAAAAUCCACAACAUCUCUCGAGCGCAAACAGAGAUAAGAGAUCUUAAACCAGAUGUUGGGCCGAGUCGUCAACAAGAUGAAGAUGAUGCUGAGGAUUCAGAUUCUAAUCAAAAUCAAGGAUGCCGUGAUCAACAUCAUAAGAAGGAUGAUGAUGAUGAUGACAACGAUGAUCCAUCUGGAAGUCAUGCUCCCUCUUCCCGAGCUGUAAACCUUCCCAACACAAGAGUUCAUACAACUUGUGCCAAUGAUGAAUCUAAUCAGAACCAUACCGAUGAGCCGAGGUCUGCUCCCACCGAAUCCAUGGAAGCACAAAUCCUGCUAAGUCCUAGUUCAGCCCGAGAUGAAACAAUGGAAGCAUCUCGAGGUGCGAAUCAUGAUGGCUUGCAGAUACUUGAUGAAACAAUGGUUACAUCAGAUCUUAAUUUGGUUGAUGUUGAGGUAGAAGUCUUUCCUGACUACACUUCGGAUGGAAACCUGGAAGCAUCUAAAAGUGCAAGUCCCGAAAACUUACCCUCUCCAAUCGACGACUUAAAUCUUGCAGAAAGCCAAGAACUCGUCUUAGUUGAAGGUGAAAACAUGGAAGCACCUUCCAAGGACAGUCAUGGUCCAUCUGCUGACUCAUCCAAGUGCUCGGAUUCUUCUGAGGUAAUCCUUGAUACCUCUUCUGCUUUCACUUCUCUGUUGAAUGCUAUACAGGGAUUAGCGAGGACUCAAGAUUCACAGUUUAAAUCUCUUAAUGAGUCCAUCACCAAAAUCAAGAAGGAUGUAAGAAGGCAGAAAAAGAAGUCCUCAAAAUCUACCAUUGAUGAAAGACUUACUGCUCUUGAGAAGAAGAUAGAUACUGCUUUCUCUGAGAAUCUCAUUUCUCUUGGAUCCUUGAAGGACUCGGUAACUGAAAUCAAGAAAAUACAGCGUGAUCUGGUUACAAAGCAUGCCUUCAUUAAGGAACGUCUUGACUUAUCCUACUCAAAGCUUGAAACUGUCUCCGAAAGCCAAAAUGCAACAGCAUCUCUCGUCUGUGAAUUUGAAUGGACUCUUAAAGAAUUGCAAGUUUGCAUAAAUCGUUUGAGUAACAAGGUUGAUAUUCUCAUCGAAGUCAAUGAUGCCAACAAGGGGGAAGAGAUGAAAGGAACGCCCCUGAACACUUGCAAAGGAAAGGAAAUUGUCCUAAGGAAUGAUGAUCAGGACAAUGAUGAUAUUUCACGACAAAGGAAGGCCAUCCUGAAUCUUAGAAAAACUCCAUCUCUUUCACCAUCUCCGAAGAGAACGCAAGAUAAACCUACAAGUGGUGAACCGAGUUCUAAAAGGCAAAAGAAACAAGGCAAAGAACCGAAGCCAAUGAAUCGAAGAGUAAAUGGAGAACCUAUCGAGUAUGUUCCAUACAAAGAAGGAUCUGGAAAGAAAUGGGAAGAAUGCAACAUUCCGCCUUUUUGGAACAAAAAGCAACCCAUGGACAGGAUGAAUUUCUUAAGAGAUCACAAUGAAAGAAUCUUUAAACAAAGGAAGAGAGACGAAGAGAUCUUCCGAAUUCAGUAG